This is a messenger RNA of Anopheles marshallii, 603 nucleotides long. RefSeq lists its product as uncharacterized. The record is from RefSeq and is a predicted model, not a curated record. The coding region runs from base 1 to 603 and encodes 200 amino acids. The transcript is spliced from 2 exons. Lineage: Eukaryota; Metazoa; Arthropoda; Insecta; Diptera; Culicidae.
AUGGCGCCUGCAAUGAAUCUCCUCAGAAGUGUCGGGAAACAGGUAAUUGUGGAGUACGAAGGACGGGUCUAUUCCAUCCCGGAGCAAGACUUUCUGCAUAUGUCCCGAUCGGAUCUUAAUGCAUGUUAUGGAACGAGCGAAGGAACUGAUCGGGCUCUUUCCGAUACGUAUAGUGAGUUAAGUGAUGCGAACUCGUUUAACGAUCAUUGCUCGCCUCAAGCGACGAACCCGCUGCAUCCGGUAGUGUCUAGCAGUGCAGCAAAAGUCCUUUCGGAGCUUAAGGAAGAAGUGACCCGGUUGAUUGAUGAAUCGAUACAAAAAAUCGAACGUGAAUGGGUGCAGAACUCGAAUGCGGCUAAGGAUGUACCGUGUGAAGCAAUUCCACCAGAAGCAACGAUAGAUUCGGUCCCAUGUGCGGUAGAUACCUCCAUAAAUCUGCAUCCAGAUGGUGAUCGGGGUCAGCUAUCGCACAGAGAGCUAAAUUUGCAAGUACUUCAUACGGAACAGUUCGUGACAAGUAAGCGACAAACACGAAUGAAGUUGCUAAACGAAAUUCGCGAGCUUGUUGAGCGUUUAAAAGAUUUGGAAACAUUGGAAAUUUGA